This is a messenger RNA of Perca flavescens (yellow perch), 847 nucleotides long. RefSeq names its product T-lymphocyte surface antigen Ly-9. The transcript has a single exon. Bases 60 to 644 code for a protein of 194 amino acids. The record is from RefSeq and is a predicted model, not a curated record. Lineage: Eukaryota; Metazoa; Chordata; Actinopteri; Perciformes; Percidae. Gene Ontology annotation, cellular component: membrane.
AGAUGUGUUUUGCUGCUCUGAAAACAGAUCAUCUUCCUCUCGUGUGUUGACCUGAGAACAUGGAGAAGCUGACCGGGUGUUGGCUGCUGUUGGCGGCGCUGAACUUCGCUCUAGCCCGGGGCAAGGUAACCCCGAAAUACUUCAAGGAUGGCGGGGUGCUAACGAUGGACGUGAGGUCUACUUCUUCUGAACCUCUCUACAACAUCCUGUGGAAGAUUAACUGUGACCUGUUGGCUGAGUGGGUCACAGAUGAAGUCACAGGUCAAGAUUUAGUCCCUUUGACUUAUUACAGAUCCUUUAGAGGACGCACAACCCUGGAUGUAACCACUGGACGUUUGGUAAUCAACAACAUGGCUAAAGCUGACAUGGGGGAGUAUUCAGUGGAAAUCAACAACAAGGUCCAGAAUGAGAAAUAUAACGCUGUAUUGAUCAAAGAAGUCCCCCAGCCUAAGGUGGUGGUACCAGAGAAAUGUUCCCCCGCUUCGGACAACUGUACUCUGAGCUGUUACGCUGACACCACAGACGCUGGACCGGUCACCUACAGCUGGAAGAUGGGAGACGGAGAGUGGAAGGAGUCAGGAAAGGACUUGGACAUCACCUCCCGGAUAAAGAACCCAGUCAGUGAGAAAGAAAGUACACCCUGAAAACAAUCCGCUCUGCAAACUUGUUUUGACUAAUGAAGUUAAUAAUAUAGACAAUAUCAUUUAGAUGUUACGCUGCAUGCAGAUAUAAGAAACCAAUUAAAUGUUGCUUGAGAGAUUUAUUUUGCCUUCAUUAUGUUUUGUGUGUAAUUGUGCUCUAAGCGAUGUCACGCGUUUUUUUAGGCUACAAUAUUUUUUGUCACAUA